Sabethes cyaneus is the source of this 1718-nucleotide messenger RNA. Its product is annotated as apyrase-like. The record is from RefSeq and is a predicted model, not a curated record. Bases 42 to 1700 code for a protein of 552 amino acids. Gene Ontology annotation, cellular component: plasma membrane. The transcript has a single exon. NCBI's taxonomy places the organism in Eukaryota, Metazoa, Arthropoda, Insecta, Diptera, Culicidae. Gene Ontology annotation, molecular function: 5'-nucleotidase activity. Gene Ontology annotation, biological process: AMP catabolic process.
GACAGCAGUGCUACCGACGUGACGACUCAGUUCGCUUCGGGAUGAGUUUAUUCGGUUCGGUUUUGCUCUUCCUGGGAGCUCUCACGGCGUGCGGUGGAGUUUUCGGCGAUGGAUUCCUGAUAGCGCAAAAGGAUGGCUCGUUUGCCUUGACGGUGGUUCAUCUGAACGAUUUCCAUGCCCGGUUCGAGGAGCAGAACAGCUUGUCUACCCGAUGCAAACCGGACCAGGGAGAGCACUGUGUGGGUGGCUACGCGAGAGUCGUUUCCGCUGUGAAAACACUGACCGAGCAGUAUAAGGCACAGAAUCCGAUCUAUUUGAAUGCGGGUGAUAACUUUCAAGGCUCAUCCUGGUACACGCUGCUGGGGUGGAAUGUGAUCAGUUACUUUCUGAAUUUGCUUCCGGCGGACGCGGUAACCCUAGGCAACCACGAGUUUGACCACGGAAUUAAAGGCGUUGUGCCGUUUCUGGAAGCGACCAAAUCGCCGAUUGUUGUUUGCAAUAUCGAUGACAGCGAGGAGCCAAGCUUCCGAGGGAAGUAUCGUAAGUCGGUGGUAAUCGAGCGGGACGGCCGAAAGAUCGGUAUUGUUGGCGUUAUUCAUCACCUAACGCACACACUUAGUAUGACGGAGCGUUUGAGGUUUCUGGAUGAGGUACAAUCGAUUAAUGAAGAGGUGGCGACGUUAAAAGCGAAUGGAGUUGAGAUUAUAAUUGUGCUGUCGCAUUGUGGGAUUGAUAUUGAUCGGAAAAUUGCUGAACAGUGCGACGAUGUUGAUCUUGUAGUUGGCGGACAUUCGCAUACGUUUUUGUACAAUGGAACGGCAGAGGGUUUGCCAGAUUCACCGGUGGACACUUAUCCUGUGGUGGUGGAUCAUGCUAGUGGUCAUAAAACAUUGAUUGUUCAGGCUUCAUGUUUCUCGAAGUUUGUUGGUCGUCUUACUGCUUACUUUGACGAAAGUGGAAAUAUAGUUGAUUGGGAAGGAAAUCCAAUCUAUUUGGAUGAAUCGAUUCCACAGGAUCCGCAAAUCGUUGAAGAGCUGGUACCAUGGAGAGAGCAAGUUGACGCUUUGGCCUACCAUCAGGUGGGUAGUUCACGUGUGAUUCUUUCGAAAACCGAAUGUCGCGUUGCAGAGUGCAAUAUUGGAAGCUUCGUGGCUGAUUCUUUCGUCGAUUAUUACGCGCGUAAUCGCAAGCAACCCGAUGAGUGGACUUCUGCUGCGAUUGGGAUCACGAAUGACGGUGGCAUCAGAACGUCACUGCAGAAGGGGGUUCUAACAUACGACGAUUUAAUUACGGCUGUUCCGUACGAAAACACUAUCGACACGUUCGAUCUACAGGGACGGUAUUUGUGGGACGCACUGGAGUACAGUGCCGGUCGGCAUGGUUCUGCGGAUUUUCUUCAGAUAUCGGGACUUCGCGUUGUGUACAAUGUUACAAGAUCCUUUGGCCGCCGGGUCGUAUCGGUCGAUGUCCGUUGCCGAGCCUGUCGGGUGCCCAAGUACGAGCCGUUGGAUCAGAAUAAAAUUUAUCGACUGGCCGUGGCAGCGUGGAUUGGAAACGGCGGCAACGGGUACUCUAUGUUUAGCGAACAUCGAACCAAUGUGGAAAUAGGACCGUUUGACAUUUUGGCACUGGAGGAAUACGUGACCAGAAUGUCUCCAAUUCUGCAGGGUACCGAUGGCAGAAUUCGUAUUUUAACGUAAAUUGGUGUGAAAAUUAUU